AUGGAGGGCGACGGCCGACGAGAUGUUGGCUGGCUGGUCGCGCGGCGUCGUGGAACUGAUCGGCGGUGGUCGCGACGGGACGGAGUUGAGGGCGGAGGCUUCCUGGGUCGCGACGGGACGGAGUGGAGGCUUGCAGGUUGCAGCUGGGUCGCGACGUCACGUCGCAUAGAGGAGGGAGGCGACCAGCAACGAGAGGAGGUCGAUCGCCGUCGCCGUCGCGAUGGUCCGAGACUCCGAUGGGAGGCGGCAGUUCACUUUACUCUCGAGGGAGAGGUCAGAGGGAGGCGGCAGGCGGCAGCAGAACAUAAAUGA
This is a messenger RNA of Linum trigynum, 312 nucleotides long. The record is from the annotation of a GenBank genome assembly. NCBI's taxonomy places the organism in Eukaryota, Viridiplantae, Streptophyta, Magnoliopsida, Malpighiales, Linaceae.